AUAGUCCACAAAAGAAGAGAAAAGGAAGGGGUAUUACAAAAUUGGAGGACAUAUUUGCAAGGGGAUCUGAGAUGGCAAAAAUUAAGAUAGAACUGAAUGAAUUUGGUCAACCUAUUGGAAACAAUUCAAGGAAGUUUUCUAGUGCUAUUGGAUGUCAUGUGAGAAAGAAGUUGUCAGUUAGCAGUGUUGACUGGAGACUAGUGGAUGGUGAGAAGAAGUAUGAAGUCUGGACCGACCUAAAGAAAAUCUUCGAUGUAGAUGAUGCUGCCUUUAACUGGUUUUUAACCACUGCUGGAAGGAAAUGGAAGGAUUUUAAGUCAACCCUAAAGGCACAAUAUUUUAAUGAGAAUUUAACAGAAGAGGACAUGAAGAACAAACAUAGUGGAAGGGUUAGUGAUGAGGAUUGGAAGUUUCUUUCUGAAUAUUGGGUGUCUCCUGAAUGUGAAGGAAAGACAAAAAAGCCAAAUUUAGUCGUUCAAAGGUUGGGGUACUUCAUACAUCUGGUAGCAAGAGCUUUGCUCGCUCUGGCCAUGAAAUGUCUAAGGAACUAGGACGCCCUCCUCGAAGAGAUGAACUCUAUAUCAAAACACAUACCAGAAAGAAUGGAGUUCCAACAAGACUUGCUGAACCAGUUAUU
This is a messenger RNA of Zea mays, 637 nucleotides long. RefSeq lists its product as uncharacterized. NCBI's taxonomy places the organism in Eukaryota, Viridiplantae, Streptophyta, Magnoliopsida, Poales, Poaceae. The transcript is spliced from 3 exons. The coding region runs from base 72 to 551 and encodes 159 amino acids. The record is from RefSeq and is a predicted model, not a curated record.